AUGACUGACCAGCGAUUGGUCGAAAUUCGCGAGGAAACAGCGCGUGAUGAAGAACUGACUGAAGCCAUGAAAAUCACGCUUGAAGGCUGGCCACAACAUAGCCGUAAUGUGCCCGCCUCUGUACUUGAACUGUACAAUGUUCGACAUGGAUUGUCGGUGUCCGAUGGACUAUUGCUCAUGGGUGAUCGAAUCGUUAUUCCGCGGAAAAUGAGGUCCGAUAUACUAGCCCGUAUUCACGAUGGACAUCAGGGAGUGAAUAAGUGCCGCGAGCGCGCGAAUAUGUCUGUAUUCUGGCCAGGCAUAAACUAUGACAUUCAAUGCAUAGUGAAGGAAUGCGAACAUUGCCAGAUUCGCAGUCCCACACAAAGACAUGAGCCGAUGAUAUCUACGCCUCAGCCAGAUCGCCCCUGGCAGAAAAUAGCAGCCGAUUUCUGCGAAGUCGAGAAAGUGAAAUACCUUGUGGUCAUAGACUAUUACUCGAAGUGGCUUGAGAUAAUCAAGAUGAAUGAUACCCGAGCCGCUAGUGUGAUUGCUAAGUACAAGACUCUGUUUGCUAGGUGGGGCGUGCCGCAAGAACAUUUCUCUGAUAACGGCCCGCCAUUCGAUUCAAACGCGUUCAAAGACUUUGCCAAUGAAUAUGGCAUAAUGCUGACCACAAGUAGCCCGCAUAAUCCACAGGCCAAUGGCCAAGCCGAAAGUGGAGUCGCUAUCGCGGAAAGAAUUCUGCCCCAGAAUGAUCCAGUGAAAGCACUGAUGGUGUACAGGGCAACACCAGUUGUCUCAACAGGACAUAGUCCUAGUCGUCUAAUGAUGGGACGUGAGAUGAGUACAACAUUGCCGAUACUCUCAAAGACACUAGCACCUCAUUGGCCUGAUCGCGAAAGACUGUCAGAGAAUGUAAAGAACACGCAAAUGAACUAUGAAAAACAGUACAAUAGGAGGCAUGGAGUUAGGCCUAUGCCUGAACUAAUGCCUGGUGAUCGGGUCCGAGUCAAGUUGGACAAUGAGUCCAAGUGGGGACAGCCCACUACCGUCGUUAGACAGCACGAAACCCCUCGAUCAUAUGUCGUGCAGUCACAGUCAGGAAGGGAGUAUCGUCGAAAUCGCCGCCAUUUACAACUUCUCCCGAAGACAAAUGGCAGCAACAGCAAGGACAAAGCUUCGGACUCGUCCGAGUCACAACCAGCCGUACCGGUACAUACAAAUGUACAGCCAAGUAUACAGCCGAAUCCAGUACGAGAAACCCCAGCGUCGACUCCGAGUACGAAUGCCGAAUCGUCAAUGUCACAACCAGUGACUACGAGAUCCGGGAGGACUGUGAAGCCUCCAGGUUGGCAGAAAGACUUUGCGAAAUAG
Molecule: messenger RNA, 1356 nt
Organism: Lineus longissimus
Lineage: Eukaryota; Metazoa; Nemertea; Pilidiophora; Heteronemertea; Lineidae
Exons: 1
Coding region: 1-1356 (451 amino acids)
Biological process (GO): DNA integration
Molecular function (GO): nucleic acid binding
Source: RefSeq, a predicted model, not a curated record